Molecule: messenger RNA, 961 nt
Organism: Perca fluviatilis (European perch)
Lineage: Eukaryota; Metazoa; Chordata; Actinopteri; Perciformes; Percidae
Product: B-cell receptor CD22-like
Exons: 6
Coding region: 1-585 (194 amino acids)
Source: RefSeq, a predicted model, not a curated record
AUGACCGGCACAGUCGGCCAUGAUGAAACACAACACAGCACCCACGGGAGCACUACCAAUAUCCUGAGCCUCACAGCCCUUCAGCUGCUGCUUGAGAAUGGUCCAAAGCUUCCCUCUGUGUCAGUGAGUCCCUCUGCUGAGAUAGUGGAGGGCAGUUCAGUGACUCUGACCUGUAGCAGUGAUGCUAACCCAGCAGCUAACUACACCUGGUACAAGGAGAAUGAAGACUCACCAAAAGCAUCAGGACAGAUCUUCACCAUCACUGACUUCAGAGCUGAACACAGUGGGAAUUAUUACUGUGAAGCCCAGAACAGAAGAGGACGUCAGAACUCCACCUUACAUCUGAUUGUUGUAGCAGGGAAUUUAACAAUGAUAAUGAAUAUAAUCAGGCUGACUGUGGUGGUCCUGAUGCUGAUUCCUCUGCUGCUCCUGAGUCUGUGGGCGAGGAAGAAGAAAACUCUGAGCUCCACCACUGGACCACAUGAACCUGAAGAGAUAGAGAUAGACUCUUGUCCUGCGUAUGAGAACAUCUCAGACACUGCAGCACAGACAGAAGACCCAGAGGAGCAGGAAGACCUGGUGUGAAGUCCAGUCAGAUGCAGCUGAACCAGAGGCGGGACUCACCUGAUGGAAACAAAGUAGUACGACAUUGAAAUAUCCCUGAGGAGAGCGAGGCUGUGGAGGAUGCGGGGGAAGUGGAUACAUUUACCUUCAACUCCAGAAGAUUUUAUUGUCAGUUUUGAGUAGCAGCAGCAGGUAGGAGUCAGCAGCAGCAUGUAGCACAACGUUUAGAAGAAUGUGGUGCUGGCAGCUUGAACUGAAUCAUGUCGAGGUGUCAAACAUGAUUUAUUGUUCAGAUCAGCUGAUGCUCAGCUGCUGUGUGACUUACUGAUGUAUAUUAUAUCAUUAAUAUUUUAUUAAUAUAUUUUAUUAAAAUAAUGAUUAAUAUUAUUUUCUUCUG